AUGUUUGUUAGAGUAAUGGUCAUAGAUUCGGCAGAACUGAUUUAUAUUUCAUACUAUGUCGGUUCCGCUACUAUUCUACGCAGAGUAAUGUAUAGAACUCCUUUUAUUUUUGUUCUUCAAUGUUUUUUUUAUUUUUCCUGCGUAGAUGUGUAGCGAAACUUGUCUCUUCCUCCCUCUAUUUAUUUUUUUGCGUAAUAUUUUUGGGGCAGUAGAUUUAUUUUUAUUUUUGGGGCAGUAGAUUUAUGUUUAUGGGCAGUAGAUUUAUUUUUAUUUUUGGGGCUGUAGAUUUAUUUUUAUUUUUGGGGCAGUAAAUAAUUUUUAUUUUUGGGGCAGUAAAUUUAUUUUUUUUUGGGCAGUAAAUUUAUUUUUUUCUAUCUUUCUUUAUUUCUCUUCUUCAUCUUUAUCUAUUUUCUUACUAAUCUUUCUUCUCUCUUUCUUCGUCUUCCUCUUUCUUCUUCUUCCAUCCAUCACCUCUUUUUUGCGAUU
Meloidogyne enterolobii is the source of this 486-nucleotide messenger RNA. NCBI's taxonomy places the organism in Eukaryota, Metazoa, Nematoda, Chromadorea, Rhabditida, Meloidogynidae. The record is from the annotation of a GenBank genome assembly.